UCUCCAUGUCACAUGGUCACUGAAACAUGGCUGCCGCCAUAGAGUGUGGAGCUGCUCCAAAUACUUCAGAAAACAACAUGUCCGUAAAGAAAGCUCUGUCUGUAGCUUCUCCUCUCACUCUGCGGAUUGUUGCUGAGUGCCCGGUGACCAAAGCGAGAGUUUGUGAUCUCAUUCUGCCACACUGCACCGUUAACACCCCGGUUUUCAUGCCUGUCGGUACUCAAGGGACCCUAAAGGGAAUAACUGUGCAUCAGCUGGAGGCUCUGGGAUGUCAGAUUUGUCUUGGGAACACAUAUCACCUUGGAAUGAGGCCGGGACCGGACUUGAUCGAGAAAGCCAAUGGUUUGCACGGGUUCAUGAACUGGAAGAGAAAUCUUUUAACUGACAGUGGAGGGUUUCAGAUGGUGUCUCUUGUUGAACUCUCUGAGGUCACUGAGGAGGGCGUCAAGUUCAAGUCACCCUAUGAUGGCAAAGAGAUCCUAUUAAGUCCUGAGAAGUCCAUCAGCAUCCAGAACAGCCUGGGGUCAGACAUCAUGAUGCAGUUGGAUGACGUAGUCAGCAGUACGGUGACGGGACCGCGGGUGGAGGAGGCCAUGCACAGAUCCAUUCGAUGGCUGGACCGCUGCAUAGUGGCCAAUAAGAAUCCACACAAACAGAACCUUUUCGCCAUCAUUCAGGGAGGACUGAAUUCAGAGCUGCGCAAGGCCUGUCUAGAUGAAAUGACCAAACGUGAUGUUCCUGGUUUUGCCAUUGGAGGCUUAAGUGGAGGAGAGGAGAAGGAUGACUUUUGGCGAAUGGUCACGCUGAGCACCGACCACCUGCCACGGGAAAAACCUCGUUACCUUAUGGGUGUUGGGUAUGCCGUGGAUUUGGUGGUGUGUGUCGCUCUUGGAUGCGAUAUGUUCGACUGUGUCUUCCCCACCCGAACUGCAAGGUUUGGCUCUGCUUUGGUGCCUUGGGGAUCUCUCCAAGUGAAACAGAAGCAAUAUGCCAAAGACUUCCAGCCCAUAGACCCAGACUGUCAGUGUCCCACCUGCAAAAGACAUAGUCGGGCUUACCUGCAUGCUCUGUUUAAGAGUGACACUGCUGCCAUGCAUCACGUCACCAUCCACAACAUUUCCUACCAGCUCACCCUGAUGCGCUCUGUGAGACAGAGCAUUAUGGAAGGCCGAUUUCCUGAGUUUAUCCAGGCGUUCAUGAAGCGAAUGUUUCCCUCCCGUGACCAGUAUCCCAGCUGGGCUGUGGACGCUUUAGCAUCUGUCAACAUCACUCUCCAAUAGAACCUGGGAGGCGAUGGUUUUUCUCUAAGUGGAGAUAAAUGUCAGUGACUGUAUGAUUUUAUACCUUUGUAAAUGACCUUUUUUAUGGA
Acanthochromis polyacanthus (spiny chromis) is the source of this 1369-nucleotide messenger RNA. RefSeq names its product queuine tRNA-ribosyltransferase 1 (gene qtrt1). The transcript has 9 exons. The record is from RefSeq and is a predicted model, not a curated record. The coding region runs from base 27 to 1280 and encodes 417 amino acids. Gene Ontology annotation, molecular function: tRNA-guanosine(34) queuine transglycosylase activity. Gene Ontology annotation, cellular component: cytosol. NCBI's taxonomy places the organism in Eukaryota, Metazoa, Chordata, Actinopteri, Pomacentridae.